AUUGAAAUUUUAGGAUACGGAAGGUUUCAUUACGGUUUGAUGUUCCUCUGCGGUAUGAUGUUCCUUUCCGUAGGUUUUCAAAAUGGAAUAAGUGCUUAUAUCCUACCAUCGGCACAAUGCGAUUUGAAAUUGUCUUCCGAAGAUAAAGGUCUCUUAAACGUUGCUUUUCUCAUAGGUGGAGUCAUCAGUUCACUCGUAUGGGGUAUUUUCGCGGACGCUUAUGGUAGAAGGAACGUUUUAUUAUUGACACUUAUCAGUGACAGUAUUAUAUCAAUUAUUUCGAGUUUCUCACAAAGUUUCAGCACUUUACUGAUAUUUCGUAUUAUGAACGGAUUCACAAUUGGUGCACCGGGAUCAUUGAUCUACACUUAUUUAGGUGAAUUUCAUCCGGAAAAAUAUCGAGCUAAAAGUAUUUGUUACGUUAGCUUUUUCUGGACACUUUCUUGGCUGAUAUUACCUGGUUUAGCUUGGGUAAUCAUACCUUUAUCAAUUUCCAUCGAGUUCAAUGGUAUUUCUUAUAAUUCAUGGAGACUUUUAUUAGCAACGAUUAGUCUGCCAACAUUUUUGGUAGCUAUGGUUACCUUGACUUAUCCAGAAAGUCCGAAAUUUUUAACAUCCCGAGGACAAACGGACGAAGCAUUGAGAAUUUUACGAAAAAUUUAUGUCAUUAAUACCGGUAGAAAAGAAGAUGAUUAUCCGGUAAGAGAGAAAGAAAGAAAAAUGAUACAGGUGAAAGUUCUUUUGUCCGAUAAUAUAGUUAAUGCAAGAAAAGAGGGAUCAUCCUUAUCGGCCAUAAACACGUUUAUGGUAUUAUUGAAAAAUGUAUGGUUUCAAAUGAAAUUUAUCACAUCUAUGCCAUUAUUAAAAUACGCCAUACUUAUUUGGACUAUAUUUUUCACCAAUAUGUUUGGGUAUUACGGAUUAGGUCUAUGGCUUCCUGAGCUUUUCAAUCGAUUUGAAAUUCACCAAAACCUUCAUCCAAACGCAAGCAUACCCGUUUGCGAUUUAAUAAGAAAUAUGGAAAUAUUAAAUCAAACGACUAUGAAACCAACAACGUUGAACGAAUCGGUUAUCUUAUUUCCAUUGAUGAAUGAGACUGAAGAAUGUGUUAGCACUAUGGAUAAGAAGGUCUUUAUUAAUGCGUUAACGAUCAAUGCUGUUUGUUUGCUAGGCAAUAUAGCAUCUGGUUACUUCGUAAAUCGAGUGGGUCGUAGAACGAUACCAGUAACAACGAUGUUGGUGGCCGGAAUAUUUGGUUUGGCAACAUAUUUCGUUAAAUCGUCCUUGCAAAUACUCGUCGUCACUUGUAUAUUUUCACUGGCAAUAGCAACUGCGAAUUUUGUAAUAGGAAGCAUAGUAGUCGAUAUAUUUCCAACGCAUGUUGGUGCGAUAGCUAUCUGCAUGAUGACAUGCUUCGGCAGGCUUGGUGCCAUCGCGAGUAAUUUGGCCUUUGGUAUGCUGCUCGAUAUCAGUUGCGAGGUACCAAUAUUUUUGGUGGGAAGCGUUGUUAUCGUCGGAGGCUUCCUUGGAUUAUUACUGCCAUUGAAAAAUAGUUGAGGAUCAUUUCGACAAACGUGAACAACAAUUUAAAAAAACGUUCGUCUUAAUCAUAUGUUUUUUUUUUUUCUCUCUCUCUUCUAUAGAUAUUUUUUAUCAAUCGUCAAUUUCUCGUAAUCUGCAAUGCUAGUCUCGUAGUUGUUUAAAAUUGAUUUUUAUUAUGAGGGCUAUCGUUAUGGAUCGGGAGAUCCUUAAAAUAAUUUUAUUUAUUGAAAGUAGGCUGUAUAUACAAUACAUAGUAUGGAAAGUAUAUGAAUAAUGCAAUAAGAACGGUAACAUUUAACUUUCGCUUAAAAGGAAAUGAAAUUUUUGUUCUUA
Molecule: messenger RNA, 1875 nt
Organism: Polistes canadensis
Lineage: Eukaryota; Metazoa; Arthropoda; Insecta; Hymenoptera; Vespidae
Product: synaptic vesicle glycoprotein 2C-like
Exons: 8
Biological process (GO): transmembrane transport
Cellular component (GO): membrane
Molecular function (GO): transmembrane transporter activity
Source: RefSeq, a predicted model, not a curated record